This is a messenger RNA of Oreochromis niloticus (Nile tilapia), 1635 nucleotides long. RefSeq lists its product as uncharacterized. The transcript is spliced from 2 exons. The coding region runs from base 17 to 1045 and encodes 342 amino acids. NCBI's taxonomy places the organism in Eukaryota, Metazoa, Chordata, Actinopteri, Cichliformes, Cichlidae. The record is from RefSeq and is a predicted model, not a curated record.
AGCAGACUUACACAGGAUGAAGAUGUUUGGAAGAAUGAUGAGCUGCUGUGUGGCUCUCCUCCUGACCUUCAGCUCUGUGUCAGCUGUAAGACGAGCGCUCAACUCAAUCACUGAUCUGAGGUCAGUAGGCUUUGGCCAGUCUGUGCCCGAGUACAGCCUCUGCUUGCUCCACUGGUUUGCUACCACAGUUGACUUUGACAAUAACAACAUCAUCCUGCUGACCUUUGACCCAAACCGUGGUGAUUAUGGCUCACAUCGAUAUCGCAACGAUGAACAGCUGUUAGACCCACUGCCGAGGGGAUACCGAUACUACACUGUUGGUAAUAUCUACCAAGAUGCAUCACUGGAACUUCCAGAUUAUGUCGUGGAGUCGGACAUUGAGGAAAGUAACAGGGCUCGCAUUAUAAUUAGAGUCAGGGGGCGCAACGCAGUACGGACAAUAGACCAAGUCUAUAUCACACAGCAUUAUGAGCCAUAUGAAGCUCGAGGGACAGAGUAUGAUCCACAGCAUACAUAUCGGGUCACUACCUGCCUUCUAAGAGUGUUGAGAAAGUUUUCCUUGCAUCUCAAUAAUAUCAACUCACUGGCUCUCAGAAACAGAGUUCAUGACUCCCAGCUAUCAGAGAUAAGAAACAUGUGGGGGGACCUCGCUUGUGUUGGACUGUUGUUGUUUAUUGUGAUCCCAGAAAAAUAUUCCUCUCACAAACGCAACAACAGACGUCAGCCAGCACCAAGAAACAACACACCAAGUUAUGUUGUGGUCAAUAUCCCAGAGAGCAGGGAAAAUAGUGACUCUGUCGUCCUUAACAGGUACAACUCUGAUCCUUGGCGUUACACAUCUCUCUCACGAAGAGACACAUGCAAUGAUUUUGAGAAGAACCGGGUUCAGUGUUUAUUCUGUUGUUUUUUUUUAACAAUUAUUUUUUCAGUCUUUCUUAUUAUAUACAGUGGUGCCUUGUCUCACGACUUUAAUUUGUUUCGUGACGGAGCUAAUAAGUCAAAUCAUUCGUAUGUCAAAUCAAUUUUCCCCACUGACAUGAAUUGAAAUGCCAUUAAUCCCUUCAUGACCCCAAAAAACAGUGAGAAAGGAAUUUGUUACAUGUUUUUCAAUAAGAAAAAUGUAUUAAUAAAUAACAAAUAUUAUAUGAAAACACAAUAAAAUUGAAUGUACUGCAAUAAACUGGUCUUAUUAAGUAUAAUAUACUUCAUUAUGGUGCAGAGUGUGGAAGUGCAACAACUCAUACUGAUUUGCCAAGUCGACUACAAACACAUCUUGGUCGUGUUUUUCAGUUAUUCCAAUUUCACAACUUUCCUUAACAUGGAUUUAUUCAUUAUACAGUGAAUUUUGUGUGGGAUAAAAAGAAAAGCAAAUUACAACCACUUAUAACCAGAACUGCUGGUGGGAUAUUAUUCUGACCCCAUACCCCGAGAAUCAGACAGCUACAACAUUUUGACACAACUAUCUGAAUAAUAGGAGUUGUUCUCUUGUACGCUUUGCCUCCAUGUGCUUAAUUUUACUUUUUACUUCAUGGAUUCAUUUUGUAAAUCUCAGAUAAUCUACUUGUAAUGAAAGUCCAAAUUAUUGAGAAGAAUGCACAAUUACUCUGAUGGAUAAAUGACACAUAUGUUGAGUAA